AUGCUAGAAGAACUUAAAGAAGAGUGUUGGCGUCUUGUAGAGCGAAAAUACGCCGUCCCUACUAAUCUUAUUGCAUAUGCGGGGUUGGAGACAUUUACCUUACAAAAAAUUGGGAAGGCUUGGAGGGAUCACAAGUAUAGGCUGAAAUCGGCUCAUUACAUACCACAUUCAAGAAACAAAGCACAGAUAAAUUCAAAGAAGAAUAGGGACUGUCGUUCUAAACAGGAGGACUUACAUACUGGUGGUUUAUGCAGCUUUGUUGUGCAUGCUGCAAAGAAGGCAAAAGCGGAUGGACGUCCUAUAAAGCGUGCAACAUUAUAUUCAAUACUGCAUACUCGUAAAGAUGGAUCUGCAGUUAAUGAAGUAGUGCAAGAAAAAAUGGAUAAAAUGAAGGAGUUGUUGGCUAAACCUUCAAAUCAACUGCAAUUAGAUGACAUAAGUAGUAGUAUUGCAUGGGCACCGAAUGAUGUGUUUGCCAAAGUGAUGGAUAAGGAGCGCAAAGGCCAUAUUCAUGGGGUAAGAUUUGGUCCAAACUCAAGUGGCCGAAGUAGCAAGAGUGCUCUCACGGACCUUCAAAUACGAUCAAGUCAAUCAAGGGACGACGAAGUUGCACAACUGAAGGCUUCCUUGGCUGAGAUGCAGGAGAAAUUGUCCGCUUUUGACGAAAUGAAGGAAAGACUAGGCCAAUUUGAAGAAAUGGAGUAA
Quercus robur (English oak) is the source of this 705-nucleotide messenger RNA. RefSeq lists its product as uncharacterized. The coding region runs from base 1 to 705 and encodes 234 amino acids. Gene Ontology annotation, cellular component: membrane. The transcript is spliced from 5 exons. NCBI's taxonomy places the organism in Eukaryota, Viridiplantae, Streptophyta, Magnoliopsida, Fagales, Fagaceae. The record is from RefSeq and is a predicted model, not a curated record. Gene Ontology annotation, biological process: signal transduction.